This is a messenger RNA of Solanum stenotomum, 714 nucleotides long. RefSeq lists its product as uncharacterized. The coding region runs from base 1 to 714 and encodes 237 amino acids. The transcript has 2 exons. Lineage: Eukaryota; Viridiplantae; Streptophyta; Magnoliopsida; Solanales; Solanaceae. The record is from RefSeq and is a predicted model, not a curated record.
AUGAAUACGAGGGCUAACCAAAGGAGAGCGGAAGGGGAGUUAGGUGAUGAGGGAGUUCCUCCCCAAGUUGUGCAAAAUGGUCUAGGUGUGCAAUGCAAUCAAGUUCUUAUAGGUGAGCAAGAGAAUGAGGUUCCGGUGGUUCCCCCGGAUAUGACCAAUGAAGAGAUUAGGUCGGCUCUCUUAAUCUUGGCCCGAGCCAUGGCGGCUCAAGCGACUAGAGAUAUGGGGCCUAAGGUGAAUGCUAAUAAGGGUACUAUGGCUUCUAAGUUGAGAAACUUUGUCAGGAUGAAUCCUCCGGUGUUUUUAGGUUCUAAGUCCAAACUUAAGAGGAUGAAUAGGGGUGUGAAGAGGGGUAGAUUGGAUGAGCAAGGUCAAUCUAGAUUCAAGAAGAGGAGUCAAGACCAAGAUUCUUCAAGUGCUCCUAAGGUUAACCAAGAAAAAAAUGGUGGAUCUCAAUUUUCUAAACCUACUUGCGUCACUUGUGGCAAGAGGCACUAUGGGAAGUGCCUAGCCGGUACUAAUGGGUGUUAUGGUUGUUGGAAGAAUGAUCACAAGGUGAAAGACUGUCCUACUCUUACGGCUAGAGGAAGGGAAGCCAAGCAAGCUUCUAAAGAUGGAACGGUUCCUAUCCCUCCAAAUUAUGGUCGUUUCUAUGCUCUCCAAGCUAGCAAGGACAAAGAAGCUAAUCCGAAUAAAGGUGCCGGUAAAUUUUAG